Messenger RNA from Rosa chinensis, 1098 nucleotides. RefSeq names its product glutathione S-transferase U9. Lineage: Eukaryota; Viridiplantae; Streptophyta; Magnoliopsida; Rosales; Rosaceae. The coding region runs from base 39 to 734 and encodes 231 amino acids. The record is from RefSeq and is a predicted model, not a curated record. The transcript has 2 exons. Gene Ontology annotation, biological process: glutathione metabolic process. Gene Ontology annotation, molecular function: glutathione transferase activity. Gene Ontology annotation, cellular component: cytoplasm.
UUGAGUCAUUAUCAACUGAAAAAUGGAGUAAAAGAGAGAUGGUAGAGGAAAAUGUGGUGAGUCUACAUGGAAUGUGGGCUAGUCCUUUCUCUAAGAGUGUAGAGCUGGCGCUGAAAACCGAAGGCAUUCCCUUUGAGUUUGUUGACGAAGAUUUGAGGAACAAGAGUCCAUCACUCCUCAAAUACAAUCUUGUUCACAAAAAGGUUCCUGUAUUUGUUCACAAUGGAAAGCCUAUUGCUGAAUCACUAAUUAUUCUUGAAUACAUUGAUGAAACAUGGAAAACUGGUCCUAAGCUUCUGCAGGAGGAUCCUUACAAAAGGGCUCAAGUUCGCUUCUGGGCUAGCUUUCUCCAGCAACAUGUAUUUGAGACUAUGUCCCUGUUAUGCAAAACUGAUGGAGAAGUACAAGAGAAGGCCAUCAAAGAAUUGUUUGAGAAAUUAAAGACAUUUGAAGAGGGAAUCAAGGACUUAUUCCCAGACGGGGCUCCUUCUAUUGACUGCAGCAACAAUCUGGGGCUUCUGGACAUUGUAUUGUGUUCACAGUUUGGCCCUCAUAAAGUUCAGGAAGAAGUGCUUGGUAUAACAACUAUUGACCCAGAGAAAAACCCACUUUUGUUUACUUGGCUGAAAUCUCUGAAUGAGUUGCCUUUAGUGAAAGAGUUAACCCCUCAUGAAAAGCUAGUAUCAGUUCUUCACUUUUUCAGAAACUAUGCCCUCAAAUCUAGUGCUGCUUGACCUUAUCAUAUGAGAUUUCAAAAUUUGGAUACUAAAUGAUGCCAUAGCUAGUGUCAUAGCUAGAUGACAUGUAUCCAAAAUUUGAAUUAGGUUUCCUUUAGUCUGUCUAGCAGUACUCUUAUUUCCUUAGCCAUCUUGUCCCUUUCCUAUGUGACCCUUCUGUUCUAAUAAAGGCCGACGAAUUCCAGCUGCUUUCUUUCAGUUUUCUGGCCAAGUUCAUUUCUGGCUAUUAGCUUAAGGUGGAUAGGUCAAGUUUCCCUGUAUUAAACUUCCUACAAGUUCUCAGUAUUAAGAUUCUAUAUAUAUUGCAAGCAAAGUCACUUUCUUUUUUCUAUUUACAUUACCUCCAUUAUCCAUCUAAACC